Messenger RNA from Cetraspora pellucida, 380 nucleotides. Lineage: Eukaryota; Fungi; Glomeromycota; Glomeromycetes; Diversisporales; Gigasporaceae. The record is from the annotation of a GenBank genome assembly.
CCUUACUUCACUAUUGGCCAACUCCUGAUAUAAAUGUAUAUCUUGCAUGUUAUUUGGACCCAAGAUGCAAAAGGUUACAUGUAUUAUCAACUGAUGAGCGAAAUCAGGUUGAAGAAACUUUGCAUGCUGUGUAUGUAGAAUUUAAGAAGCGACACUGUUUAUCUAAACAAGUUACUUCAUUGAUAUCCAAAUCAGUUUCUAUGACUAAUCAAAAUGAAAAGCAAGCUUACCGUAAAGGAUUUAUCAAAUCUGUUUUUUCACCAAGCUUACAAAACCAAGAUAAUAAUGAAGUUGCAAGUUACCUUGCUCUUCCUGAGCUUGAUUCGAGGGAGAUCCCAUGGUGUAGUGGUCUUUAUAAAAAUGGCAAUUUCCAAUUUUAA